AUGACGACUGCAAGACAGGUUACUGCAAAUCAACUGUCUUCCUGGUUAGCGGCCCAGGAAACCAAGGCUCAUGAUGAUUUUAUCAUUGUAGAUGUUCGAGAACGACAUGAAAUUGAAGAGCAUGGCAAGAUUAAAGGCGCAUUGAAUGUGCCAUUCAAACUGGAUCCAGUCAUGUUUGCUGCUGGCCUGUCUGAUUUGAACAAGCAUGGCAAGAUCGUAUUCCAAUGCAUGUCGGGACGCCGUAGUGAUGAAGCAGCUAUCAUUGCCCAGAAACUUGGAUUUGAAGAUGUGUACAGUUUGCAUGGAGGUCUCAAGGGAUGGGAAGGCCCUGUCCAACCCUUUAUGAACAACCAUUCUCCCUGGGUCCAUACACUGUUUGAUGCAGAGACAGAAACAGCUCAAUAUGUGGUAACAGAUUUAGAAACCAAGGAAGCCUUCAUUGUGGAUCCCGUAUUAAACUAUGAUCCGUUUUCAUCCACAGUUCACCCUUUAUUGGCAAAGACAUUGAUGCAGUUCAUAGAAAAGUACGAACUGAAUGUUUCAAAAAUUAUCGACACCCACGUCCAUGCGGACCAUUUGUCUGCUGCUCAAUAUCUGAAAGCUGAACUGCCUUCCAAGCCUGAAUUCUGGAUGGGCAAGGAUGUAACUCAAGUGCAACAAGUAUUCGGUGAAAAGUACAACCUGACUCGGGAUGAACUGAAGCCUACUGGUGAGCAAUUUGACAAGCUAAUCUCUGAGGGUAUUCAAUGGACUUUGGGCAAGAACAUCCAAUGCAGCGUCCUGGCCACACCUGGCCAUACACCUGCGUGUAUGUCGUAUCGUAUUGGUGAUGCUGCAUUCGUGGGCGAUACUUUAUUUAUGCCUGAUAUAGGAACUGCGCGUUGUGAUUUCCCAGGAGGCAGUGCUAAGACAAUGUAUCGUAGCAUCCACAAGAUGUAUGCUAGCUGGCCUGAUGAUACAAGAAUCUACGUUGGUCAUGAUUACCCACCUGCAGACCGCCCAUACCGUGUGGUCGCUAGCCUCGAAAAGCACAAAAAGUUCAACAAGAUGAUCAAUGAAUCUGUUUCUCUGGAAGAAUAUCAGAAAUUGCGUCAAGAAAGAGACUCCAAAUUGAAGGCACCACGAUAUAUCCAUCCUUCCAUUCAAACCAACUUGCGAGGCGGUGCAUUGCCAGCACCCGAAUUGUCUGUACAUGACAAGAAGACGCUGCAACAAUUCUUCAAGAUUCCUGUACGAUGGAAGUCCUCCUGA
Molecule: messenger RNA, 1251 nt
Organism: Mucor velutinosus
Lineage: Eukaryota; Fungi; Mucoromycota; Mucoromycetes; Mucorales; Mucoraceae
Exons: 6
Coding region: 1-1251 (416 amino acids)
Biological process (GO): hydrogen sulfide metabolic process; glutathione metabolic process
Molecular function (GO): sulfur dioxygenase activity
Source: RefSeq, a predicted model, not a curated record